AUGGACAAGCCAGCAAUUCGCUUGGCGACGGACCCAUCCCUCUAUGCAGUCAUGUGCAGCGCGGGACGCCUGUCUCUCUUCGUGCACUGCGCGCCGCGGGGCAAGGGCGCCGGCGAGCCCCUCUGCGGCUGCUUUCGGCGCCAGAUGUUCGUACGUGGCGCCGCCCAGCAUUUUUUUUUGGCGGGCUCGAGCACGAGCAGGGCCACCAGCGAGCCAGGUUCCAGCACUAGAUGCUCGCUCGCGGCGGCAUCCGCCUUCCCGUUCCUCAACCCUCCUCUCCGUCCUUCUGCCGUCUUCCCCGCUUUCGCGCCCUUUUUGUUUGCCAGCUUCGGGAUCGCGAUGUUCGAAGCGUUGGUGCUGGCGCUCUUCGGCUUGCGCAGUACUCCCCCAGAGACCUCGGGGAGGCUCUGGGGACCCCCCAGGGAGUUUCCACGAUACGUCCCCAAGGUGUUCCCGAAGCGCACUGCAACCUCCGUGCAUCGCCACGGCCCCGGCACGCCACGAGCAUCGUAG
This is a messenger RNA of Prorocentrum cordatum, 513 nucleotides long. The record is from the annotation of a GenBank genome assembly. Lineage: Eukaryota; Dinophyceae; Prorocentrales; Prorocentraceae.